ACAGACCAGUGAAAGUAGAUUCUGGCUCAUUAAUAUUUCAGUACAGUGUAAUGAAAUCCAGGUGACCCAGUGGCUGUGGUACACAAACGCAUGGGAUGGCUGCUGUGAACAUGAACACACCUUUGUGGGAGGCUGAACCAGUGAGAGUGGGAGUUGUACUUUCUGCUAUCCCAGCCUGCAUAGCUAUUGGUGAAGGACGUGGUGUUGACUACAGAUCAGGGAAGGAUGAGGAAGCAAAGUCUUACCCCUUUGACCAAGUUGUGACUCUUAACGACAUACAGAGUUUGCACGCUGAGCUCCUGCAGCCUCUCACUGAGCUCAUACCCAGUGGUUAUAAUGAAGCACUGCUGAUAUGUGGAGCCUCCACAGAGGAGAUAAACACUCUCAUUGACCAAAGGAUCAUCAAACAGGUGUUGUCAGAUCUGUUUAGUCGUAUGUUGUCGCAAGUGAAAGAGGAGCUGUUUAUCUCUGUGUCGUUCCUUCAGUUUUAUCCAGACAGCAGUGCUGUGGACCUCCUGAGCCCCAAAAGACAGACUCUAAAACUUGUGACACACCCUGUCCUUGGAAAUCUUGUAGGAGGUUUAACUGAGGUGUGUGUGUUCUCGGCAGAAGAAGCCUUUACUCUGUAUGAAACGUGCAGGGAGACAUUGAAGGACAAUACAGGCUCCAUUUCCAGCAGGUGUAGUUCCCUGUUCCUGGUGACAGUUGAGUGGAAACUUCAUCCAGAGGAAGUGGAGUCGGAGGUCUGCCGCAGCAAACUGCAGCUGUUCAGACUGGCAGGAGGAGCCAGCAGGACGGACCUCAGAGGAGUCAGCCCACUGGUGAAGGCUGUGGACCAAACCCAAUGUGAAGCCACAACAGGAGAUAAGAUCCUCCCUCUGCUGCUACAUGAUGCCUUAACAGGAAACAGCAGGACGGUCCUCAUCUACUCUAUCAACCCUCAAGGUCUUCUAGAUGAUGAGACUCCCUCCGCUUUAGCUUUGGCCCAGAAAGCGAGAAGUUUAGUAACCAAGGCCACUGUUGGUCGCUGGAGUCCGAAGGCAACCGAGCAAAAGAUCAGAGAUGACAUCGUGGCUCUAAGGGCCGUGAUGAUGUCACAGGGGGAAGGUGAAGGUCACAACACCUUCAGGCUGGCAGAGCUGACCCAACACCUGCAGAUUGUGAAAGAUCAGUCAUGGAAGAAGAGAAGGGAAGAGUCAAAGAAGAUAAAAGGCAAAACGCAGAGUUGUCGGACCCCGAAUAGCAAUUUGCACAGCGGUGAUCAAAGAGAGGGUACAGACACGCUGAAGUAUUUACAAGACCAGCUGAAGCAAGAAAUGGAAGAGCAUGUCAGAGAGGGUAAAGGGAAUGUGGAGAAAGUGCAGGAGAGAGUGGCAAGAAUCCAGCAGCUGAGGGAAACUCUCAGAGAGGAGACACUGAAGAGCGGGGCUGCUACAGACAAAUCUGACCUCUGUCAACAAUCUCAGUUGGAAUACAGCACAGCACAGGAGCGGAGGAGGCAACUUAAGGAGGACCAUGGGAGAUUAAUUCAGGAGGAGGUGGAGAAGAUGGAGAGAGACUUGGCACAGGAACAGCUACUGACAGAGGGCCCCCAGAGAGAGCUGCUGGUGCUGACCAGAGAGAGGCGGGUCCUGGUGCUGCAGAUCGAGGCCCUGCGCGCUGAGGCCCAGCAGGCUGAGAGAGACCUGCAGAAUCAAUAUCAUCAACACCAAACAGAGCUGCACUGUCUCAGAGAAGAGAGUCUGCAGGUGUUCAGAGUGUUUCGUCAGGUAAGUGAGGAGCAGAGGAGGAUGUCAGAGGGCAGAUACAGAGGUGUGCUGCUGGAGGCUGUGCAGGAUGCCGUCUACCUGUCUGCCCAGAACCAGGACCUGCAGGCUGACAACAAACAACUCCGCAAAGCAUUGGGUGAAUUAAAGGACACUCUAGCUGCGCGAGGCGAUCCUACAGCUGAACUGAUAUCCCAACAACAGUGA
Molecule: messenger RNA, 1973 nt
Organism: Centropristis striata (black sea bass)
Lineage: Eukaryota; Metazoa; Chordata; Actinopteri; Perciformes; Serranidae
Product: kinesin-like protein klp-20
Exons: 18
Coding region: 96-1973 (625 amino acids)
Biological process (GO): microtubule-based movement
Molecular function (GO): ATP binding; microtubule motor activity; microtubule binding
Source: RefSeq, a predicted model, not a curated record